GUGUGUCGAUGACUACUGGAACAGCCCCAAGACAACAUGGACGAUGAACGGGAGAUGGGCAGAACAGCAUCAAGACGCAAAACUGCGUCUAAUUUAACAUUUUGUGUCAAAAAGGAGAAGGAUGGAAAGUACAGAAAGGUAUACUCAGCGCUUCAGAAAAAAGAAGAUGAUCUCACAGAGGAAGAACAACAAUUAAUUCUCAACAAUGUAGACCUAGUAAAGAAGGCUCGUGAAAGCUUAAGAAAACGGGAAGAGGUCAAAGCUCGAUCGGAAGAAGUUGAGGAUCCUGAUGAUAUUCUUAUUCCGAAGUGUACGGAGUUGGCUGCUGCAUUGAGGAAUUCACGCCAUCUUGUUGUGUACACUGGCGCUGGAAUCAGCACAGCUGCAAAGAUCCCUGACUAUCGUGGAUCCAAUGGGAUAUGGACUCUUCUGCAGCAAGGAAAGGACAUUGGAAAACAUGAUUUAAGUCAGGCAGAGCCAACCCUAACUCACAUGGCCCUUUUUGAACUGUAUUCUCGUGGAAUUCUGAAGUAUGUUGUGUCCCAAAACUGUGAUGGCCUACAUUUAAGGAGUGGUUUGCCAAGAUCUGCCCUUUCAGAAGUACAUGGAAAUAUGCAUCUUGAAGUUUGUCAGAUGUGUCGUCCUAGCACACAGUAUUGGAGAAUGUUUGAUGUCACGGAAAAUACUGGCCGGUUUACUCAUCGCACUAUGCGCAGAUGUCACUUAUGUCAUUCAGCUCUCAUAGAUACCAUAGUUCACUUUGGUGAAAGGGGCAAUUUACCGUGGCCUCUUAAUUGGCCGGCGGCAAAUAAGGCUGCUGAUAAUGCCGACACUAUUCUCUGCAUUGGAUCGAGUUUGAAGGUUCUGAAAAAAUAUCCUUGGCUGUUUGGCAUGGAUAAGCCCGUCCGUAAACGACCAAAAUUGUACAUUAUUAAUCUACAGUGGACUCCCAAGGAUGAUCAUGCUGUCCUCAAAAUCAAUGGUCGUUGUGAUCGAGUUAUGCAAGAAGUGAUGAAAUUGAUGAGCUUGCAGAUUCCGGAGUACUCUCGUUUAAGGGAUCCUAUUUUCUGUCAUGCAACUCAUCUUCAUCCUGAUGAAUUACACACAACAUCACAGCGUGAACUUGAUAGUCUUUUUAAAAAGGAAGAAACCAACUUGGAAGAAGAAAAUGGUGUUUUGAAACAAAAUUUGAAAAGGAACAAUUCUGGCUAUGAUGCAGAUUGCCCUACAAAAGUGAGGAAAAUGGACUGUGAUUCUGAUGUGCUGACUGAUGUCAAAAAAGAAUUUUUGAAUGUGAUGGGAAAUGAUGACCCCCGAUUCUCUGCUUUCUCAAAGUUUAUGCAUGAUGAAAAUGAUGCUUUGAUUAAUUUAUCAAAGAGUAGAAGUUCAGUCAGUGAAAAUAGUAGUGCCCUGAAAAUUGCAGAAGGGCAUAUGAGCGGAAGAAGCAAAUUUGUGCUCAAGGAUAAAGAAGUCAAACAAGAGGCUUUGGAUGAAGAUCAGUUUCCUGUGCAUAACCAAUCAUCUUUACUUGGAGGUGAGCUGUUAACUUCUUGCUCACAAAAGGAGGAAGUUGUGGAUCAAACCAAUAUCUGUGAGGAUGUAAAGAACUCUGGUGUCAGUUCUGUACAUUCUAAGGAUGACUGUGCUUCUACACUUAACAUUGAGAAGAAAGUGGAAGAAGUAAGACUGAGUAUUUUAUCAAGUGGCCUAAAUAGUUCUGGAAGCAUGAAUUCUGAUGCUGUUGUCUGCUCAAAAGUAAAUGUUGAGAAUAUUACAGCUGAUAUCUCCUCUAUUGAUGGGAAGGAAAAUGUUGCAGUGUGCGUUUCUAAAGGAAGUGCUAUUGAAUCCACUAAAGCUUUAAAAAAGGUGGAAUGUGAGAAAACAGCUGAUAUUGUGAUUGACUCUGAAAAAACACAAAACAUCGGUAGUAACACCAUUCAGUCAACUAAGAACGAUAAUUUAUUGGAUAAUUUUGGAUCUCUGAAAGGACAAAAGCACAAUGGUAAAGGAAACAGUGAGGGUACUGAAGAUGAGGUUGUGGUUUUGAAAAUGUUACAAUUAGAGCAUAACUACAGUAAAUCGUCAGAUGAUUCUAAUGACAGUAAGAAUUCUGAUUCAAAGGACUCAAAGCAACAGUUGAAAGGUGAAACAAAAGAUCCUAAAAAAGAUUUCAAUUCAGGUUCGAGUGAAACAAGAAGGACUCUUCGGAGAACUUCAAAGGACGCUGUGAAUUAUAUAGAGCCAGAUGAAGAAGAUUUAGAUGAUGACGAAGACGAUGAAAGUGAAGAAAGUGAUAAGCAAUCAGCCUGCUCUUCUUCUAGAGUUAAAGCAAAACAGAGUGUGAAGAAACAAGAACUGAAAAAUGAUAAACUUUCAAAGGCUGAAGCAAGAGAUGUAGGCAAUAACACUGGGCGGGCUAAAAAGCUGACUGAAAGCAGCAGUAGUUCUUCGAAACACAGCAAGCCCUCACCUCCCCUGAAGAACAAGAAGCUAACAAAAGCAGACUUUGAAAUGAGAGUUGAACUCAAGUCAAGGGCCUGCAGUUUUUGUUCAUGUUACUAUAUGUCUAAAACUUGCUUGUUCUAUCCAAGUUUGGACUUUCGUCCGCGGCAGUUUGAAGGGUGCAUUUGUGAAUGUUGUGACUACAGCAGUGAGAGUGAGGAUGCUGAAGAGGAAGGGAGUAAUGGGGAAACUAAUGAAGGCAAAGGUGACAGCACAGAUAAUGCAGAUGAAUGUACUUCCAAAUCGUCUAUAAUUAAUCCAGGUUGGUAUGGUAAGGGAUGCCGCAAACGCAUCAUUCGUAAAAGAAAAUAAUAAAUCCAUGGAAUUGAAAGAAAAACAGAUGUCCCUUGGUACAGAUUUUAAAUGCAAGAAAAAUAUGUUUAAAAAUUGCUGUGUUCCACUAUCUUCUAUCAAUUUCACUUUAAAUCUGUAUUUAAUGAUUGUGUGCUGACACAUUGAAAUAGUGGUCCGUCAACAUCUUUCCUCCUUUUAAUUUAUUCUUGUAGGGUCUUUUGUCUGUUUUGAUUCGUGUGUGAUGAUUACUUGAAAUACUUGGGGAAUACUUUGCCUGACAUUCAAUUUAUCAUGUUGUAAUUGUUGCGUGUCUGAAGGGUAUUAUUUAAAUAGGAUCUAGGAAUCAUCUCAAUCUAUAGACUGAAAAAGUUGCAAUAAGUUGUUAAUUCAACAGAUUAAACUUCUGUUUGUUGCCAACUUUAGGAAGUUUGUCUUAUUCAUACUGUGAACAGCUCUAAUAUUACCUAAUAUUACUUACUUAUAGAUUUAAUAGAUCUCAUGCAGAUAAUUUCAUCUGAUUACUUCUUAGCUUAGAAUGAAGGUUUGAAUUGAAAACUCAUUUGUCUUGCAUCAAGGAAAAUGUUCUUGCGUUUUUUAAAUCUUUUGCCCCAACAGUUUUAGUCACAGAGUUGAUCAGAAAGUUUAAGUGUUGGUAAGUAAAACCGUCCAGGGUACCAUGGAUGCACUCUUAGGGUUCAUGUUUUGCAAUUUCUCCAAUCAAAGAGACUGCUGAGCAAAAUUUUUAAGGCUUCAGUCUUAAGAAAAAGUUUUUGAAAAUAAGUACAUAUUUACAUCACAAUUUUGUCCCCCUAAUAUGUACUGUGAAUGGUAUUUAAGAAUGGGUUCCAUGUUUUGAGGUUUGUGUAUCCCAUUAAGACACACUACCUUCCAUUUUUCUAUGAAGUGAUAAUAACUUUAACAAAAUCUGUUUAAUAUUAUUUGUUUAUAUUUAUCAGUUUAUUUAUUUAUGUUUUUUUUUUUCUUUUUUAUUCUUUUGCAGCACAGUCACAGUUAUAAGCUGUACAUUAACAUCUUUGGUGUGGCUGUGUUUUGCAAACUUCUUUAAUUUGUAUGUUCUUGUUUCUCAACUUUGUGUUUAGAGUUAAGGACAUCUUCACCAUCUGUUGCGUCAUGAACUUGCUUUUACCAAAUUAUCUGGAUGGCUUCGUAUCACCCCAAAUGUGGUUGAGGUGUGACAAAAUGAUACGUAAUCCUCAUUAAUUAAUGUGUUUUCCCUAAUUUUGUGCAUUAUUUUACUGUGCAAUGAUCCCAUAGAAUCUUUGGCUUUAGAGAUUGUGUAGAAAACUUAACUCAUUGGUUAAAAAGUAACUGCAUUCUUCAAAAUUGAACAAACAAUGAAUUUAAGUUACUACCAGCAGAAGAAGUUGUUCACCACCACUCAAUGACACAAUGUUUUUCUGUGAUUAUUUGGUCUCAUUUUGUGAAUGAAUUUAUGGUGUUAAUAAUCUGAUUGUUUGGUAAUAAAAUUUACCAUGACAUA
Messenger RNA from Thrips palmi, 4297 nucleotides. It is a transcript of the gene Sirt7, whose product is annotated as dentin sialophosphoprotein. Gene Ontology annotation, molecular function: NAD+ binding. NCBI's taxonomy places the organism in Eukaryota, Metazoa, Arthropoda, Insecta, Thysanoptera, Thripidae. The record is from RefSeq and is a predicted model, not a curated record. The coding region runs from base 37 to 2814 and encodes 925 amino acids. The transcript has 7 exons.